AUGCCGACCUUUCGAGGCAUCCUCCGCCGUGGCCUCACCGUGGACGCCCUGCGCCAAUUCAUGCUCGAGCAAGGCCCGAGUCGAAAUGUCGUCCUCAUGGACUGGACAAUUUUGUGGGCAAUGAACAAGAAAUUGAUCGACCCGAUUGCGCCUAGACACACCGCUGUUAUAUCGAGCAAGGCGGCGCUGGCCACAAUCAACGGCGGUCCCGACGCACCGCGACACGACUCGCGCCCCAAGCAUCCCAAGAACCCGGCCAUCGGAACCAAGACAGUGACCUUUGCAUCCACCAUCUACAUCGACCAGGCCGACGCCGCAUCCUUCCACCUCGACGAUGAGAUCACCCUCAUGGGCUGGGGCAACACCAUCGAGCGGCACCUGACCAAAUCCUCCGACGGUGCCGUCACCAACCUGCAAUGCGAGCUGCACCUCGACGGCUACGUCUCCACGACGGACAAGAAGAUGCACUGGCUUGCAGCGCAAGGCGGUGACCUCGGAAAGGCGGAGCUUUGGGAGUUUGAUCAUCUUUUACUCAAAGACAAGCUUGAGGAAGACAGACGUGCUAGGGCUAGAGAAGUAUCUCAAUCCGACCACCGCCAGGAUGGAGCAGGCCCAUGGUGGACGUGGAUUGCAAGAAGCUGGUGGAGGGAUCGAUCAUUCAACUGGAGAGGAAGGGAUACUAUCGCGUGGAUAAAGGGACCGGCUGUGGACCAGAGGGUCGAAUGGUUCUAUUCAAAAUCCCGACUGGUGGGAAGGCCUAGCUCGUUACAGGGACAAUGUUUAGAGUCAAGGGAAUAUGGCGUCCAGGUGUAG
Cordyceps fumosorosea ARSEF 2679 is the source of this 813-nucleotide messenger RNA. RefSeq names its product Glutamyl/glutaminyl-tRNA synthetase, class Ib. Gene Ontology annotation, molecular function: glutamate-tRNA ligase activity; ATP binding. Gene Ontology annotation, biological process: glutamyl-tRNA aminoacylation; translation. NCBI's taxonomy places the organism in Eukaryota, Fungi, Ascomycota, Sordariomycetes, Hypocreales, Cordycipitaceae. Gene Ontology annotation, cellular component: methionyl glutamyl tRNA synthetase complex; cytoplasm; cytosol. The transcript has a single exon. Bases 1 to 813 code for a protein of 270 amino acids. The record is from RefSeq and is a predicted model, not a curated record.